This is a messenger RNA of Rhagoletis zephyria (snowberry fruit fly), 17538 nucleotides long. RefSeq names its product bitesize (gene btsz). Gene Ontology annotation, cellular component: plasma membrane; exocytic vesicle. Gene Ontology annotation, molecular function: neurexin family protein binding. Gene Ontology annotation, biological process: exocytosis. The record is from RefSeq and is a predicted model, not a curated record. Lineage: Eukaryota; Metazoa; Arthropoda; Insecta; Diptera; Tephritidae.
AAGGGCGCGCUGCGCAUGGGCGGUGCACUUGAUGCCACACAAAAUAAUGCACAACAACCACUGCAACAAGAAAACCAACAGUACGAACAGAACAAUCACAAUAUGGCAUCAACAGCAACAACAACAAUAUGCACCACCACAACGACCACAGCCACCCACUACCACAGUCAACACCUCCAGCACCACCCGUUGUUGCAUUGCGAAUCGAAUCGUCAUUGCGCGCGUUGCAACACCGAGCUGGGACGCAUCACGAAUCGUGGAGCACCGUGCCGCGUCUGCAAGUUGCGCGUGUGCAAAGCAUGCCGCGAGUUCACCUCACGUACCACCGAUUGGGUGUGUGUAGUGUGCCACAAGCAAAUGGAGAUACAAGCAAACACAUCCACCAGUGGUGAGUGGAUAAAGGAUUACACGCGUGGCUCGAGCGGUGCUGUCGAUCAUUUACCCACAACCGACGUGUUGCGGCGCAGUAUACGACGUUCCUGGACGAUAUCAAAUCCCCAGGACGAUUCGAACAAUCAAAACCCUCAAAAUCCCGUCGCUGAUAAUCUUUAUCCGCAACAAAAGAACCUUAUCGAAUCGCAAUCUGCCGGCAGCUAUCCCUCUCUCGUACGCCCACCGUCACAACAACGCCCACACCCCACUGCCUAUCAAAGUGGUAGCGUGAUUGGUAUAAGCACCGUGGGAGCCGCACAUCCCCAACCCGCUUCCGAUUAUCUGGUGAAUACCCAACGACGAGUCCUACGUCAAUCAACUCUGCCAAGUUCUCUGCCCAACAACGAUCCCAAUCUAAGUGGCAGCGGCGCCAAUUUGGCCAAUUAUAAUUACGUGAAUCUUACUGCACCCACUUCACCGCAUCAGAUGCAGAAAAGUCCAAUUUAUCCUAGCGCAUAUAACAGUGAUGACAUUAUAAACAUGAGCACCACUGAUUGUGAUAAUUAUUCUCAACAAAUACAUCAGCAGCAACAGCAAAAACCUAUGAAUAUUCAGCCACAACAGCAGCAGCAGCAGCAGCCGCAGAGUGUGAUAAAUCCCCAAACGCAUCAUCGCCUACAGGUGCGCAGACAAUCAACCCUCCCGGCUAAUCCCUGCCAACCGCCAAUGUAUUUAUCCACUUCACCGAAUCGCCCCUACAGCCGCUCGCCGGAGCGUUCUCCAGGUGAGCAACGUUAUCCACCGUUCAUGCGUCAAACAUCAUUUCCGUGCAACAUGGCAGAGCCUCCUACACAACAACAGCAGCAGCCAAAGAAUCAUCUCAAUUUUGGUACCACACCGCCCAACCAGUCAUAUCAACGCAAGUUGCUACCCACCUCACCCAACUACCAAGGAUCUGCUAUGUACCAGCAACAGCCUACGCAACAGCAGCAACAGCCACCACCACAACAGCCUGCUCAAUCCAACUACGACCCACAAACUGGCCAAACGCAACCAGCUGACGAAAUGGACUAUACACAAGUUAUGCCCAAAGCACGCAUGUUGCGACAGGCCACGUUACCAAACCCCGAUCAACAUGUCAAACUGUUGCCCACCUCUCCACCAAAGCGUCAGACCUCGCCACAAUAUCGACGAUCACCAGAAUUUAUGCGACAACAAACGUUGCCGAAUCCGGAAGCUUUUAGUGGAAAUUCGCUCUCGGUACCACCAGGCCAGGCACAAGCGAAAUUUAUGCCGCUUUCACCACGUCACAAGCAGAACUUUCUUUUUCCGAAUGUACAGCGACAGUUCUUAUCGCAGCAGCAUGUGCCGGCGGUCGGAGUUAGCAGUGCCGACGUAAUCACAACCGGCAUCAGCGCCGGCGAACAGUACUCAAGCAGCCAAAGUGUGAACAUACAAUCGCGGGAGCAUGCCAAAAUGAUGAAGGUUCGCAGUCACAGCAAUGAGGAAUACUCGAUCACGAAGCCAUACCACACCGAAAAUAGGCGGCUACUACCAGAGAUACCGACGAAUCGUGCAUCCAGCCGUACACCCAGUCGUCUUGUGCGUCAAGAAUGCAUCAAAGAUGAACGCAGUAAUGCGACCGAUGCUAACACGCGCACCUUUGGUGAAGCGAAGCAACAAUUUAAUCAAUUUCAAAAUGUCACCGAAGAAGCUGACAAUCGUCCUGAAUAUAUGGAUUACUUUGGCGACAGCACCAGCAGCUUUUUGGAGGCGGAUGAAGUGCAGUACGAGAAAAAUUACAAUGCCGGCUUCAGCAGCGAACCGCGCAUUAUCUACAAUGAUGGAUCCGAUGAUGGCAGUUAUAACCAAUACCAACGGCCCAUGGUGCACAGCGCUGAGACGGUGCUCGUGCACGAUCAAAACUACAGCUACUACGGAGCUGAUGGUGGCUUGAGUGCUCAAGCUUUGACUACUGGGCUUAGCGCCAGUGGUGGUGCUUUACCGCGGACCCCACAAAUGCACAAUCGGCUGCGAAGACGACAAUCACGUGAACUGCAAAUACAACAAGAGGAAAUGGCUCAUUUGAAUCGGCAAGCAACGGCCGGUAUGCCUACAACAACCGGAGGUGUUCACCCUACAGGGGCGGCCUGUGCAAGUGGCGCUGGCACUUCGGCUAAUAGUGAAGCACACGAUACACAAGAAAGACGCAAACCUGAACAAAUGCGCUCAAUAUCGGAAGACUCGGGUGCCAAAACAAAUCCACAAAAACCAGUCACAAGACGAUCGUUAUCACAUCCUGAAAAAGGGACCCAAUUCAACAAGAAGGUUGAGCCCACUAAAAUACCGAGUCCGAAACCGUUGGCUGAUAUUUUAGAUAAGACACGAACUAACACGAAAAUACCAACGCCUCGACGACGUAAUAGCCGGGACACAAAUGGUGCCGAUACAGAAGAUGGUACCAACAAACCCUAUUCGAACGAAAGACGAAACUCCGAUGUAUCUCUGAAAUCAGCAAAUAAAAAACAUGAACAACAACAGCAUACCGGGGAACAAAAAGUAUCAUUGCCAUCUACAAAAUUGAAUGGCAACAAUAAGUCGCCAGAGAAAAAAGAUGAAUUCAAAGAGAAGACUAACCAGUCAAAAGACAGUGACAGCAAUGAUCAAGCAAAAAAUGUUGAUGAAAUGCAAAAACAGAAUCCAACAGUUGACACGACAGAAGGCAAUAAAGGCGUUGCAACGACAAUUCCCAAGCAACACACAACUACUUUGGGUGAACAGGAGAUACAGAAUGCUGUGGAAGCAGCAGCCGUUGUAUUUAAAAAGGUCGUACUGCAACGUCGCCAGGAGAAAAAAGCAGCCGAGGAGGAUGUCUAUGAUAUGGAGACCUCCUCGGAGUUGGAAUUUAAAUCGAUUACAUUCAAUCAUCAACACUACAAUAUGGAAGCCGAUGAAUUCAAGCUUGUCUUUAUCAACUCCUCCGACUCAUCUUCCUCCGGCAAGGAUGAGGAAUUCGAAGAUAGCAGCUCAACCACUUCUUCCACACACAACUACAGCAGCAUCACCAUUGACGAUUGCGAUUGGGAUUACUUUGAGCCGUCGAUGAUUUGCACUAGCGGCUCGGUAACUAAACAAAUAUUCUUCUCUCCCUGCCCCUCACCGUUGGUCAUGCGUCGCAGUGCCGCAAUGCGUGAUUUCAAGUCUAGCGAGAGCACUGCCUCACCCGCCGAAUCACCGCUACUCUACCGCAAACCGCUUGUCUACUGUCCGCGCAUACGCGAAAGUGACACCGGCACUGAUGAGGAGAUGCUCAUGCAAGGUGAAAGUUCUUCGCAAACCAGCUCUGAUGGCUAUUUCGUGCGUGCACCAACAAACGCAGCGGUGGCGCCCAGUUCGACUGGUCGUCAACAACAUCACCAGCAUCAUCAGCAACAACAACAAAAUCAACACCAGCAGUUGAGCAUGAAGACACGCAUAAAAACGCGUUUUGUGGGCAAAGAAAGUAAGCAUCAUCAUCACCAUUAUCGACAUCACCAUCAUGCCGCCACCAAGCAGGCGCAGGAAAAUGCGGCCACGCCUAUUGUCGGCGGCGUAUGUAGUUGUGGUGGCGUUACUAAAGCGGCGCCAGCGACACCAUCGCAGCCGCAACCGCAAUAUGUGCCCAUACCAGUGCCAGUGCCAAUACCAGUACCCAUGGCCGCCUUUCAAAACUGGCACCCGAGCGAGCUGCUGAAGGGCGCAGCGAAUGCACAUACCAAUAGCCAUUCGGAUAUACUGAACAUCAUGGACAAGGACGAGCAGUUACGCGCUUCGCUGCAGAAGUUGUGGGGCACAGCUGCACCCGGACUGGCACAUCAGACUAGCGAGGCAACAAACAACUUACAAGCAGCUGCCGCAGCAGCGGUGGUGGCAGCGUAUUCGAAUGCGGCAAGUUACCAGCAGCUGAGCGCCGGCAAACCGGAGGAGCCAGGCGAUGACGUAGGUGGCGCAUCAAUGUUGGGUAUGCAUGCUAGGCUAGCUCGCGACGCUUUCAAAUCGUCCACACCAGAACUGAGUGCCUCUAUGUACUCGCAAUGCUCGUCAUCAGGGUAUGGCACAACAGCCACAGCGGGCAGUCUGGAGACGUUGACCAGCAGUGGUUUGGGCGAAUUUGGUAGUUUGAGCCGGUUUACUGCAAACAGUCUGCAGCAGCAAGCAAUGCCCCAACAGCUGUACCAUCACCACAACAACUUUGGCACACAAUCCAAAAAUGGUGUUGCCACGACCACACCAACAACAGCAUUGUAUCAACCAGCAGACACCAGCAUUGAAACUAAUCAGACUCUAAGUUAUACCAAUACAAACAACGUAAGCAAACACGCCAGCGCUGAACAUAAUCGCGGUGAGCAGUUCACAUUGGGUAUGCGCGAACCACCAACAUUAGUAUUAACAAAACCGUCGACGCAAUCGAUUCGUGAAUUCAGUGAGUCGGAUCAGCAUGCUUUUGCUGAGGUGAACGCGAGUGAAACACAUGAAAAUGAAACGCCCACAUUUAUAGGCAGCAAAAGUCCAGCUACAGCAGUGUAUAGUGACAGCAGAAAAGUACGAAUUCGUGCGCGUAGUACCGAUAAGCAGCCCUUGCGAGCUGACGGCGCUGAUAUUGAACGUUCUGCGAAAGUUUUGGCUGAUAAGCCUACAGAAUUCGAAACCCACGCGGAUGUUGAAGAGGAAGUAACAGCUGCUAGCUGGCAGUUAUUACCAAAUAUUUGUGCGUCUGCUAUUAGUACUGAAAAAUAUUUCCCAGAACAAAACCCACACCAACAAAAACAACAGCAACAACAAUUGGAGCAAAAGCAAAGACAACUUUUGAAAACAGCUGAAAAAGGUGAGGAAUCAAACGAGUUUGCGCAUUCGCAAGAAAAACUUGCAGGCGAACAGGUAGGCCGCAACGAAACAAACAGCCGCAAUGCCAAAACUUGUAUUACCUUACGCACGACAAACAUAGCUAACCAACCAGCCAACAAUAUUAGCAACAACAGCGAGCAGAAAAAUAAAACUAAUAUUUAUAGUGACACAGACAAAGACUGGAGCAGUGCGGUUGUUGAAAAGGCGAGCGCGGCGUCAUCAUCGCCAUCGUCGUCACGGAGUGACCAGAGCACGAAACAAGCAAACAAAAACUCGCUGGGCAAACAAGUCGCAAAAACAACAACAUCAACUUCACCAAUUGUUUUGCAAAGAAAAACAAAAGGUGUAACAAAAAGAAGCUUAGACGUUGAGGUAAACUCAACUCGGCAGUUGAGCGCAGCCCCAGCGCGCAGUCGAAGUCAGAGUCGCGAUCGCUUAGAAGAAAACAUACCGUAUUUCUAUGACGACGCGCCUGGCGAUAGCGAACAAAGCCUAAGCCUGAACAAAAGUCCAGCAUUGUGCCGUCGUCACUUGAGUAGAGUAGAAAAAACGACGGCAGAAGGAAAACAAAAUCAACAUAAAAUAAAGGUAGCCAGCCACAACGACAACAAUAACACAACAGUAAGAACUCGUUUGCAGACCAACGCUGACGCCAGCACUUUUAGUAAUUCCUCAACCACCACUACUUGGACUAAACACAACAUCUCAGAUUGUAAUUAUAGCGACGGCGCUGUAGACAAAUGCUCUAACGACGGUGACACAGCGGAUAAGGUGGUGGUCUUGCGGUGCGGAAAUAGCAAUGUUGCUAAAGCGCGCAACGUUAGCGGCGACGUUGACAGAACAGCUGAAAGCGUGAAAGGUAUUGAGCGAACCAGAGCUGACUCCGCGGUUGACUGCGAGAGCCGGCGCGUAGCUGAAACUAGUUGUUGUCAGAACCAAAAGGCGAGCACUUGUAAGACUGCAGUGAACGCAUCUAGAACUACAGAGCGGGUAAAACAGCAACAGGAAAAUGUUGAACUACUUUUGUUAAUACCGGUAAAGAAGGAUGAAAUCGUCUUAAAAGACCAACAAUCGUCGUGCAACCAGCAGUUAAAAAAUAUUUCGAAAACUCGCUUAAAACAAGCCAAAUCGUACAGCGCAAUGAUUUCGAUUGGCAAAUUGAAAAGCAAUGCCAUAAAUACCGGUGGCUAUCUGCAAAGCGAGAAUGUGUUCUCCUCUUCAGAUGCCGAAUCCGCAGCAAGUGGCGAUACAGAAUCGGAAGUGACUGCGAGUGACGAGAAUAGGCAUACGAAAUCGUAUCGUUCAGACGGGUCCAACUUGUCGGGGGUCGCGUCCGGGUCGCGGCGCUCAGUACAGCGCAGUUACGAUAUCGCUAGUGUUGCAGGCAUCGAUGCGCUGAUUGUGAGCCACAUAGAUGAUGAAGACGACGACGAGUGUGAUGUGGGUGUGAGCGCGGAGGGGGAACUAUCCUACUCACGUACAAGGCGCGCGCAUUCCCGCAGUUCAGCUACAUCGACUAAAGAUCAAAAUACCAAUACGAGCAGUGAAAAUACAACGACAAGCGGCUCGAGUUCCUCUGAGUCGAUAGAUACCGACGACACUGGCACCAUAGCCGAUAGACGCCCUAAGAGCAAACACUUCUCGAAGAUAUUUGUGGUAAAUCGUGUGCCGCGCGGUCAGCGCCGCCGCGGUGCUUCGACAUCUAGUGAAAAUGAUUCACAGUCGUCGGAUGCAAAUCUUGAAGAUUCCUCCGACAACGAUACGGACACAGAGCGCACCGAUUGUGGUAUUGUUUUGAAUUCAGUUAAGGUCAUUAGUGAGGAGCAGGCUGGCGCGGAGGCGAGUGCCUGGCAUGUGGCGCACGAAAGUGAGAGUGAUGGCACAUCUACAAGCGACAAUGAACGGAAUUCGCAUAAUGAUGCCGAGAAUUGCAGAAAUGAUGUUGAUGAAGAUGAUGAUGGGAAUGAUAAUUAUGUGCACAAUUCAGCUGAAAGUGAACGCGAAAAUAUCGCUGGUAAGUAUGUGGCAACCUCUGCCGAUGAGCUGGCCAAUUGCAUUAUUGUCGUCGGCGGGGAAACUGAUGAUACUAGCGGCAACGGUGGCGUGGUAUUGCAUGCAAUACGACUGCUGAACGACGAAGAGGCGGAGCGGCAGGUGUUGGACGAACGCGAGCGCGAUCGUAAACGUAAACAGGCCGCAGCGUCGGGCAAUAGUAAUAGAGCGUCGCGCGGUGUUGGUGGCACAGUUAACCAGAAAGUGGCAAGUAUGGCAGACAUGGCAAGUGCCAAUGGCAACAAUAAUACAAACAACAAAAGUACAGCCAAUACAAAUAUUAAAGAAAGCAAACUGCAGUGGAAUAAAUCAAAUCAUCGCACAACGCAACAAUCAGAGCAAUUAAAAACAGCGGCUAGCGAAACUGCAGUGUUGGCAACAGCAACAACAAGCACUGAAUUAGCUGCAAUGGCAGCCGAAAAUGAAAAAGAAACAAAAACAGAUACAGAUAACAAAACAGCUGUUGCAACUCAUGCAACUACAAAACAUGCCACAACCGAUACGCCACUGAUUUCGUUCGAUCUCGGCGCACCAACAACACGAACACCCGAUGGUGCGGCGAAACCAUUUGUAUGCGCUGAUGGUGCAAGCUCCCCACCAACUGCACCUGAUUGGGAAAUAGACACGCAAGAAGCAUGCGAUGAGUUGCAUAGUAUUUCAAACGACGUAAAUCGCUUACUUGCGCUGACAAAACAGAAUUCAGAGCUCGAAAUGAAAUUACAAAAACUACGGCGCGGUGUAGAAGAAAUUAACCAAGACCAUUUGGCGGUGUUAGAUAGAAGGGAAGGUGAACUUAUCGGCAAGAUGUUGGGGGGUAACGCAUCCGCUACUACAAACGCGCCGCAUAGCACUUCACAGUCUUCUUCUAAAUCGGCGGGUGCACCUGAGCGCGGCUCAAGUGAUGACGACAAUAGCUCACAGCAGAACAAUAAGCAAGCAAACAAUAGCGACGACGCUGCUUUUGUUGUUGAUGGAAGCAAUGAUGAUGCAAUGAGUACAGGCGCGCACCUUGCUGACGAGGCUGCGGAGAGUCAGGCGCGGGUAGUUUUCGCCGCGGGUUUUGCACGCGGCAACGAAACACGAGAACACGAAAAGCAACAAGAUGAGGGCGAUAUGCUUGAGGAUGAGACUAACAAUACUUGGCAAACAGGAUGGCGUACAACAAACACAGAAAUAAUUAGAACAAGAACUGAAGAAGCCAACAUUUUGGUAACAAAGGAAAAAGUUAUCGAGCACAAGCAGGGUGAGCAGAAUAAGGAGGAGAGUGCGCCCUUGGAAAGGCGCACUGGUACUGCAGGGUCAGAGAUGACUGUAGAGUGCAUACUUAGCAACAAAAACAACGAAUCGAACAACGAAAACGCAGCGCUAAUGCAAAAUACACAUAGCUCUAGACAGGAGCAUACAAAGGUGGAAGAAACAGCGUCUGAAAUGCAUCAACAAGAAAAAGUGCCUGUUCAGCAAGAAAACAAACAACAAAAGGUGCAAACCGCUGACCAGCUCAAUGCUUGCCAGUCAUCGUCGCGCCGCUUCAGUGCCUCUGAAGUUACUGCAGGUACUUCCGAGAAGCACCUGAGUGGUUCUGUUGAAUGCGAAGCACUAGAUGGAGAACAAAAGGAAUUGCAACAACAAAAACAGCAAUGCACUCACGACACUAGCGUGACGAAUGACGACAAUCAAGUUGUUUGUGAUGAAAACAAAAAGUGGUCACAAAACGUAAAUGCGGAUAACAGCACUAAAGCAGCAAACUCAAGAGAAAAUCAAACUAUCGUAACGAAAACAAUGUGCGCGUAUACGGAGCAACAAGAAACAGAUGUAUGCAGAGAAAUAGCAGACAAAAAAGAUUAUGACAAUGAAAAUAGAACAGUGGAUGAAGAGGUGGGCGCGCGGACGCUUCACCCAACAAGCGACAGCCCAGCAACGUCGGCCACGAAUGAAACACAAAAACAGGUAGUAAAAUGCAUAACAGCUGGGCAACGCACAAGUAUGAAACAUAAUUUCGAAAGCGAAGGAGAAGAAGAACAGCGGCCAGCAUGGCUGGGACGGAUCAGUGAAGCAUGCAAAACAGCUAAUGAACUACCGCCACUUCAAUCACUCUCCGGCUGUUUCAUGGACUCGUUAGAGGCGACGAGUAUGCCAACGCUUUUAACUAAUAUAACAGCAACGAAAAUGGCAUACGCUGAUAGCGAUGAGCAAAAGCAUAAAACACCUGAGCAAAAUGUUUACACAGCUGCAAACAAGUUAGAGUCAACUGCAACAGAGGUUUGGCAUCCAGCAUUGGAAAGCAAAGAGCGCACCACGCUGCCUACAUUGAGCGCGCAGGUAGCUGAAGAGCAGACAUUGCGAAUCGUUGAAACGGUACAAGAGCAACCUAACGAUUGUAAGAGCGGCGCGGAUGACGCGGUCAAAGCAGCAAUGCCAGAAACAUCAACAAAGCCAAUAAUUCACAACUUGGAAGAGCACGAACGUGCAAACGUCACUAAACUCAACAGCAACAACAACAAGCAAGCAGACAAUAAAUUGGCUAACAUCGUGACGACGCGCUCUAGCCGAACUAACGUUAUGGUAGCGAAUACGGCCGUGGAAGCCGUGCGCGCAGCGUCCGCUCAGAUAUUGGCCAACUCGCUGCGUUUAGUUGAAAAUGAAAUGUUAAGCGUGAAAGACCGCGGCGGCGAUGACGGCUGUGAAGAUAGUGAAGAUAAUAAUGGUAAUGUUUUGCUAAAUACUACACAAAGUGGUAGUGCAGUUUUACAAAUUCGUGGCAAGCAAAGUGCAGAAGCGCAAUCGAAAGAAAAAGAAUACAUCGAGGGUGUUGAUAAAUCGCUUGAAGAAGCACAAAACGAGUUAAAAGAUAUUACACAAAUUGGUAACAACAGUGUGCGCGCGUGUGUAGCUAGUGUUGAACAGCGCGAAGCGGUACAAAGUGUUUGCGACGACGACAACGAAAGCCAACAAAAGGCAUGCAAAAUUGAAAAUAACAGCAACAACGAUAAAAGUGUUACGAGCGCUUGCCAUAAAAUAAACGCCAAAGUGGUAGUAGUGAAUAAUCAAAUAAUAGAAAACGCAAACGAAAAAGACUACGACACCGAGCGCGAGCGUAAACGUGAACGCGGUUACGGCGAUUUCGUGGGGCAAACAGACCGCGCUACUAAGAAUAUUACAGAUAGUGAUUAUAUGCACGUAAAAGCUGCGGAAGAACAACAAAAACAAACGCGAUUCGCAACGUCCUCGAGCAAACUGGAUAUAUUCAAGCGCGCUGACUGCGGUAAAGUGGAAGCGGGCGCGAAGGAAGGAGCAACUACGGUAACAGAGGCCAUACAUGCCAGUUACGCACCCUAUUUUAGCGUCAACAACGAAACCUGCAGUGGUAGCACUCAAUUCGAUAGUAUUUUUGGUGGCGUGGCCGCACCCACAACUUGCACGAAAUUCAACUCCAAUUCAUCCAUCCACGCUCCCUCCACACCCUCUUCCACCACUUCACUUUCGGCCAAAUAUCGCAGCUUAAUUAUGAUUACAAAAGACAACGGCCAAAUUGGUAACGGCAAUGACCUGCUAGCCAGCAACCACAGCAGCGGUGCAAUUUCGGACAAAGCGCAUUUGGGAAGCACAACCACCACCACCACCACUACAACAACAAUAACCACUAUAGAGUCCGCCGCGACACGUGUCAAACAAGCCGUACAAACAUAUGAUAACCACCGACACAGCGACGUUGGCAGUAUUGGGAAUGGUGGUGGUGUAGUCGAUGGCGCUGAUUGUGUUGGUAGCAGCGCGAAUGGUGGUAGUAUUAUACGAUUGACUGGUUAUGAGGCGAAUGAGCAGAACAGCAAUGCCAGCCAUGCAAAUCAAGAUAGUAAUUUCCCCCGCACUACAGCAGCUAUGCAAAGAACAAGUUUUAGUGACACGCGCAGCACAGCCACAAGAAAUGCUAGCAGCCCCAGCGACAAUAACCACACUCCAGGUGGUUAUGACUCAUCGAAAGCACCUUCCUCUUCGUCGUCGUUGUUGUAUAUAUCGCCAGCUGUUCGCAAAACGAUGACCAACAAGCACUACAAUAAUAGCAAGGUGACGCUGUCUUACGAUACGAGCACCACGAGUGAAGGGACGCAUUAUCCAGUGAACACAGUUGAUUUGCUGCGCGAUCAAAAGAUCAUCUACGGUGAUUCAGAAGAAGAAGAUUUCGAUAACCUCUCAAAUGGCCGUGGCAGUGGUCGCAGCAGUAGAGCGGGCGCGGAUGAUGAUGGUGAUUUUUUGGAGGAUACUCGAGAUUCUAAAACCAAAGCGGGAUGUCUUGAAGAUGGCUUAGCGGAUGAUGACUCCUGGGUGGAGGAGAUAAGCCAUCAUGGCGAUGAAGAUUUCGGUGACGACACCACGCCAACUGCAUCCGAUUCAGAAGAUUUAAGUAUGGAUGGAGAUGACACCGUUUCAGCAAAUGGCAUGUUUGUUGAUCGUGAAGAAGAGCUGCGUGGCUAUCACCGUUCCACAAUUGAUUUCACUUUGCAUACGAUAGUAGAGGAAAGUUGUGAGGAAAGCGAGGUCGCAUCGCUGCGCGGCACUGAAGACGGUAGCGAAGAGCUGGAUGAGAUGGAGCGACGAAGGCAGCAGACUAUCAAUCAUCAUAAUCGCUUGUCUGCUUCUGAUUUGGAAAAGUAUUUCUUCUUCGAUCUGGGUGAUGGCAAAGUGAUGAGUUCGAUAGAUACGCGUGGCGACGAUACGGCGUCUGAGGUGAGUAGUGAGUGCUCAGAAGGCUUAGAUUCGUUGGGCAUGCCAGAAGAGAAUGCUAACGAUAGUAAUAGUGCCGCAGAGCUGGCUUCAUCGCGCCUGGAAAAAUAUUUCCUAUCCGGCUUCAUGGGUUUCAGCGCAAGCGAGAAGAAUGAAUCAGAUGAGAGUGGCAGCGUGGGUAGCGAUAGUGAAGGUCAUCCUAGCCCAAGUCAGCGCCGUAAACGUUUAGUACGCGCACGUGGUACUCCACGUUCACAUAAUUCCUCUUUGGACAAUCUGUUGGUCGAUUCGCAAUCCAUGCCUGCCGAUUCACUGGAACCGAGUCUCAUGCCCUCAACCACCAGCGAUCUAUUGGACUCUUCCGAAUCGGAAGCAUGUGAUGAGACUGUGCUGCAUGUGAGCAGCAGUGGCGAGAAGACCUUCGACAGCGCUUCUUCGGAUACGAUAAAACGAAAGAAGCAGGUGCGCAAACGUCACGACUCGCUGGAUGAAAAGAAGUUGCAUGACUCUGCAGAGGAUACGAGCAAACCUUCUGCAUCGAAUGCGGAAUGCCGCACACCCACACCUGGUUCAAUCAGUAAUUCCCAAGCGAAGAAACAGCAACAUCACAGCCGCGAUAGUGGUUUUGUUGGCAGCAAUGAUGAUCUCCUAAAAUCGCCUGAUAACGAAUUGCCCACGACAAGCGCUGCUGCGGCACGCACCAAAUCGCCUACUUCACUGCAACAAAUCGAGGAGGUAAAGGAAGCGUCACUGGCUACAUCUAGUUCAGCUAUCGUUGUGCCAGAAGUGCGCAUUACUACGCCGCAAGACACAUCCUCAACUCUGAAAGCGGACGGGCUAACACUAAAACCACCACUGCCACCCGCCGGCAAUGCAAGUUUGGUGCGAAAGGAUAGUUUUAACAAUUGGAGCUCUGAUGAAGAGACAAACCUGAUGAUGUCUAAGAUGCGUCAAUUCUUCAAAACCCUUGUGGUCGCCACUGCUAAUGCACAGCAAAAUAUUGGCUCUUCCAAUAACUCAAAGGGCACAACACCAAAUCAGACGACACCUGUUUCGGUUAGACGCAUGAAGUCUAGACCGCACCUAGCUUACUUUGAGAACGAGCUGACUAGACUGAUGAAAACUGUGCCGGGAAUAAAUGAUGAGCAGGUGCGUGAAAUCGUCGAAUAUUUAAGUAGUGAAGACACAUGGUCAGACUCAUGUGACUCUUCCGAUUAUACAAGCUCUGACCUCGAAGGCAGCAAUCGCCGAAAAGGUGAACUAAAGGAGCAGAUAUCGGCGAGCUGCCAACAAAUCAUAAACAAGUUUGAGAUCGACGAGGAAGGUGAUAGGGGGGAUGGUGGCCUACUCGAAGUAGAAACUCACGGCCUAAGCCCAGACACUGCGCUGGUAUAUCAAAAAUUGGUUGCUUCAUUCUCGAAAAUUGCUGUGGGAAAUGCAAACAACACUGCCACAGUGCAAACUACGGAAGAGCUUCCACCGACCAACCCAGAGAAUAAUGCAGAAAAACGCAAUGUAGAAGAGGAUCAAAUUUCAACCGGAAGCACACACAGCACCGACCGUUCUCCACAGCUGUUCGCCAAAGUAAUGCAACACAUCGGUACACGUCUUGUCGCGCUUAUGCACGAGGUGAAUAGUGGCAACGAUUCUCACGGCACUAACUCGCCAAUUGUGCCACAACGCAACCACCAUAAACGACUACAAGCGAAAAUAUCCAUAACCACCACGGAGGAUGAAGAAGAAAGCCCCUCGGAAAGUGAUCAAACGAAGUCGGCGCGCACACAUCACUCGACAGCCACCAACCACCAACAUUCCACUUAUCAACACAAUCUGCAUCAUCCGCACCAUUUGCCGCAUCAGUCAAAGUCCAACAAAGCGCUGCAGGACGAUGCAAACAGUCUCGCACGUAGCAAGUCACACGAUCUGCUGCUCGACUCAGCCUCCACAUCGGCAGCUUGUAGCAAUGUAAGCGGUAGCAGUGCAAGUGCGACGCGACCACACCACCAUCAAUCGAGCAGCGGUGUUAGCGACACCGCCGGCGAGGAGUGUGGCGUUGCCAGCGAUUAUGAACGUUUCUCGUGGCGCGGUAGUUUUGAGUCGGCAUUACUGGCUAAUGGCGAUUCCAGAACCAAACUCAGUCAACUCGAUCGUGACAACUCAUCGUCUGCGUCCGCUUUGGCCGUUGCAAAGCGUCGUUCGGCAGGUGAUCUGUUGUUCAACCACAAGAGUAUGAGUCGCGAGCAAUUGGAUCGUGUGCGCUCGUGCGGCAGCAUAGGCGGUGGCGAUGAAAGACACCAAGAAUUGGAGGCCUGCCCCGCCAAACCUUGGGUCACGUCCAUCGAUUGCAAAGAUGUGCGACGUUCAAGCGUGCCAGAUGCCAUUUACGAAUCGGACUCAUCCGAUGAGGAUGCCUUCGGUGCACGCUCCACGCUGCCACGCAGUCUUACAGGAGUAGCUCAAGUGGCGAGCACCAAUUCGUUGCCACGUUUGCCCACCACAAGUACGGGCGCGACGGCGACUGGAACGACAGUGGGCAUGAGUGCAGUGCAAACGCCGAUGGCCAGCUCGACACCGCUCGCCAAGUCACAAGGCGCACUGAAUUUUAGCGCCAGUGGAAGUGCGAAGAGCGCGCGUUAUCGGUCACCGGGUCUGGCGAGUCGCGCCAGUGCCUCAUUGAGUGGAAAGAAGUCCAGCGCCGGAUUGGGACUGCAGCAUUUCCUAUAUUCAAAGCGUGAUGCGCGCAAGCGCUUAAGUGUAUCAGGCGAGGAAGCUAAAGCUGCUGCUGAGGAGGUGAGCCAAUCGCCAGUCAUCGGCAAGCGCAAUGAUCCUGCUGCGAGUCCGAUUCAGUCACGUGGCAGUGCCACCAGCGAAACAUGGCCAACUCAAUCGGAUGAUGAUAUUGAUCGUUUAGUGGCGAUGCACCAGAAUCGUGAUAGCCUCAGUUCGUUGGGGCUGCGCUCGGAUUCUAUGGCCAGCGUUUACUCCGGUGCCGGUGAAGGACGCUAUGGCACCGUGGUGGUGAAAGGUCAGGUCGAAUUCGGUAUACAGUAUAACUAUAAGCUCGGCGCUCUGGAGAUACACGUGGUGCGCUGCAAGGAUCUCGCAGCGGUCGAUGUGAAACGUAAUCGCAGCGAUCCCUAUGUCAAGGUAUACCUGCUGCCCGACAAAUCCAAAGCUGGCAAACGUAAAACCAAAGUCAAGAAGCAUACACUUAAUCCAAUCUUCGAUGAGAUACUGCGUUUCCACAUGGCCAUCUCGAGUUUAGAAUCGCGCACACUAUGGCUCACCGUUUGGCAUUCGGAUAUGUUUGGCCGCAAUGAUUUCUUGGGUGAAGUCAGCGUCAGUUUGCAAGGCAAGGUGUUCGACAAUCCGCAAUCGCAAUGGUAUUUGCUGCAGGAGCGUAGUGAACCCUUCGAUGAGGUGGCCACCUAUCGGGGUGACAUUGUCGUUGGUCUGAAGUAUGUACCACCGGAGAAUGUACGGCCGGGUUUUAUGCGUAGCGCAUCCACCAGCAGUGGCGGUUCAAAUUUGCGCAAAUUUGGUAGCAUCAAAUCGGUAGCUUCACGUACCGAUCGCUCAGCGAAAGGCGGUCAACUACAUGUGCUUGUCAAAGAGGCGAAACACCUGAGUCCGAUCAAAGUGAAUGGCACCUGUGAUGCGUUCUGUAAAAGUUACUUGCUGCCAGAUCGUACACGUAGCUCCAAACAAAAGACGCCAGUUGUGAAACGUUCAUUACAUCCCACUUGGAAUUACACUUUCAUCUAUGAGGACGUAUCGCUGGACGAUUUGUCCGAACGUGCAUUGGAAUUAACAGUAUGGGAUCACGAUCGUUUAGCGAGUAAUGAAUUCCUUGGCGGCGUACGCUUUUCGCUAGGUACAGGCAAAAGCUAUGGUCGUCCUGCCGAAUGGAUGGAUGCAACUGGAAAAGAGCUCUCCUUGUGGCAGAACAUGAUUGAUCGCCCCAAUUUCUGGGUCGAAGGCAGUUUAAUUUUAAGAUCAACUUUAGAUGGUAUACGUGCAAUACCAUAAAUUAACUAUAUAGAAGUACACACAUAUACACAUAUGUACAUACCGACAUAUGUACAAACGAGUAUGCAUGUAAAUGAUCUUUUGUACAAUUUAUAGCUGCGCGAUUAUAGCAAACUAGAAAAGGAAAUACACAUCUAUGCAAUGUAGCUUAAAGUUAUGCGAGCAUUAAAUUUGUUUACAUAAACUACAGAUUUGUAUGGAACUUGCAGUUCAUAAUGAAUUUAAUUGCUUAGUUUUUACUAACUAUAUUCGUUUGCAACUGAAAAAGCAUUAUAGCAUUUAGAGAGAAUAAAAGAAAAUAAAAUAUGAAAGAUAUCUAUACACUCGUUUGAGUUAAAAAAAAAAUGUAAAAAACAAUUACGCAAACUGCAACACUGCAGCAAUUGAGAAUUGGCAUACAUAAAUUUAUAUGUAUGUAUAAACAAAUGUAGAAAUUUAGCAAAAAGAAAAAAGAAAAGUUAUAAAAAACUAGAAACAAAUUGUAAGAAUAUUGAAAAGUAAAAAAUAAAGACAUUCAUACAAACAAGUUUGAAAACGAAUGAGAAACUAACGGAUUUUGGGAACGAUUUUGAAUACUCGAAUAAAGUAAAAAAAAAUAUUGAUUUUAAACUAAACUAUGUUGUAGGUAUACAUAUUUUUAUUAGCGUUGGAAAUUAGGAAAAGUGAUGUAGCAACAGAGGUGAAACAAUUAUUAUUUUUUAAUCAUUGAUAGAUGCUUAAAGCAUGCAAUUAUAUGUGCAUAUCACAGUAGCUUAAAGUGAAAAGUCCACUUCUUUGAAAACUCAUAUUUUGACAAAAGAGGCAAAAGAAAGUAAAAAUGCAUUGUUUUCAAACACGAUUUAUUUCUUCACUUUGACAUUCAAUGAAUUACAAAUUUGCUUGGUCCAGAAGAGGAAGGCACAGAAAAUUCCAUAAGGCCAAUAUAGUGCGAAGUCUUUAACAUCAAGUCCUUUUGAUUCGAAUGCCAUUUUUCUUCGCUUUAAAUAUGCCAAAUCCUGUAUUUAAUGGUUUGCAAAACACUUGAAGAAAAUUGCUUUAAAAAGUUCUUCCCCUCUCCUCUAAAAUAUGAAAAAAAUUUAACGAGCAACUUUUCACUCUAGGCUAGCGAUUUGUAUUUUUUGUAUUGAAUUAAUUUGGAAUUAGCUAAUGAAAGCCCAAAAUCUAGGGAUCACUUCAUGAAGCAUGGAAUAGAAGCUCACAUGCAAAUACAGUAAAUGCACAAACAAGAAAGUAAAACAAAAUAGCUGCAAUAUCGACGUGAAAUCGAGAAUGAUUUAAAAUAAAGUAACACUUAUUUCCGUUUUAUAACAUUUAUCAAGAAAAAAAAACCGUAAUUGGAAUAUAUUAUAUCGCAACGUAUUAACCAAGCGGAACCAUUGUAAACAAGAAAUGCAUAUAUGCACAUGCAUAUAGUACUUACGAGUACAUGCUUUUGUUUAUAUAGUACAUACAUUGCAUUAGGCAACCUAAUUUUGCUCAUAU